AUGGGCACCGUCUGCGAACAUCUUUUGUUCAUAUUCAUUGUCUUGUGUGACCUCCGUGUUUUGCCAACGUUUGCUGCACGUGCUUUUGACCACGUGGGCCUUUCAGAGGCUUCCGCGGAGAGGGGGCUUGUUUACGUUGGCAUUUUCUCAGCAGCCGAGAACAAAGCGAGGCGUCAUGCUGUUCGCAAUUCCUGGCUUACACACGCAAGGUUGAGACUUGAUGCGGAUUUCAUCGUGGGUCGAGCAGCGAUUGGAGGCACAGAUGGUUUGAAGGUGCGACAGCAAGGUAUGGUGGCUGGGCAAUAUCAGCUUCUUCUAGAGAAAGAGCUGGCUGACGAGGAGCGCCGUUAUGGUGACAUUCUGCGGAUCCCAAACCUGGAUGUCUACUCAGAGCUGCCAGCUAAAACCCUUGCACUAUUUGCUUACGGAGUCCGGCGGGGCUAUAGCUUCAUUGUCAAGGUUGAUGAUGACCAGUAUUUCUGGCCUCUUCAGGCGUGGUCUUUCUUUCGAGACCGUGAUCCUCAGACACCUUUGUAUGCAGGGAACCACCUGUGGGAGAGCAUGGUCUCCGACAUUCAGCUCGGAGCAGAUGGUCAGUUUACCCCUUACUUUGGGGGUCCCUGCUACGCCCUGUCGCUCGCCUUGGCAUCCAACAUUGCAGAUGAGAAUCUCCCGCGCAGUGCAGCCUACGAGGCAUAUGGAAGCACCUCUGAGGAUGUGGACAUGGGUAAGUGGGUGAACCUCUCGGGCCUGAAGGUGGACUUUGUUACCGUUGAGCUGAGUUCUUACGAGCUGACUCCACAGUCGUCCGCGCUUCCGCCGAGGAGCAGCCUCCUGCACACUCCGGCAGUGUACCGUUGGCCAGACUUUCCUCUGGGAAAUGCGUAUUUCCACUACUGGAAUGCGCGGGCAAUGGCAAUCUUCAAGCAUUCGGCUUUUGAAGCUGUGGAUGCCCCGCAGCAUGGUGCAGAGAUUCUCCUGCACUUGCCACAGAAGGCUCAUCAAGUUCAGCCAUCUGACUUGCAGUCGAAACUUUUCGCGAAGCUUGCAAGAGAUGUCGGAGCUUGCCUCACUUGCGGUUAUCCGGCAGAGAGUGCCCUAGCCCCCUGGCAGCUCAUCAUGGGGACGAUGGCCCUUGAGACGCAGGCCAUUGUGCGAAAGCUGCACCCGCACGCAAGCAGCUUCGCGGCAGAUGCGGUAGUACAUGUUCGCUGCGAUCUUCGCAUCAUCUCCAUGCACACUGACUACGGCCUCUUGAGGCACCGCUUCGUGGCAGAUCGCCUACCGCCCAAUGUGAAUCAUCUUGUCGUUGUGGGUACAUCCGAAGCUUUUGAUGUGAAUAAUAUGUGUGGCAAAAGCACCAGGGAUUUCCAGGAGUACAUCAGGAGGAGGAAUGUGACUGUGGAGCUGCGCUCUCACGGCACAAGCUUGGAGGACUGGCUUUUCUUAGCAUCCGCACCUCUGCUGUUUUGCAGCCCUUCCACAUUUUGUGCAAGUGCAGCAUUUGGCAAUCCAAACCAGGUUUUCUUGCCAGUGAAUGACCACACGAGCAUCAGAAGACCCUCGUUGCCUGUACCAUGCCCUCGCAACCUGCACUGGGCACAGACGGACUUCCUUCCUGGAAAGCUGCUGCAGCAGGUAAACUGGGACAACACACGCCGCUACCUCCGGGCAAGCAAUUGCACCGUGAGCUUCUGUGAUCCUCGUGCAGACUGA
Messenger RNA from Symbiodinium natans, 1716 nucleotides. Lineage: Eukaryota; Dinophyceae; Suessiales; Symbiodiniaceae. The record is from the annotation of a GenBank genome assembly.